Messenger RNA from Centropristis striata (black sea bass), 4459 nucleotides. RefSeq names its product cholinergic receptor, muscarinic 3a (gene chrm3a). Lineage: Eukaryota; Metazoa; Chordata; Actinopteri; Perciformes; Serranidae. Gene Ontology annotation, biological process: regulation of vascular associated smooth muscle contraction; adenylate cyclase-inhibiting G protein-coupled acetylcholine receptor signaling pathway; chemical synaptic transmission. The transcript is spliced from 3 exons. Gene Ontology annotation, cellular component: dendrite; synapse; plasma membrane. The coding region runs from base 567 to 2519 and encodes 650 amino acids. The record is from RefSeq and is a predicted model, not a curated record. Gene Ontology annotation, molecular function: G protein-coupled acetylcholine receptor activity; G protein-coupled serotonin receptor activity.
ACCGACGAAAUAAGGAGGACCCUGACCAUUCUGAUCUUGUAUAACUCCCGUAGAGUUUGUCGUCUUUAUCUGCCAGUGUGCGUGUGCAGCGCCUACAGUUUCCCAGAGCUAUUAUCUAUGAAUGAAUCUGGACUUUUUUAUUCGCCGGGUGUGCCACCUGCCGGUGCGUCACGGCCGCUUUGGCCAAUCCUGACGCAGUGAUUCUUCGUGCGCCCUUGGAGAUCCCGCGGUGCUCCUCACAUCGCCGGCCAAUCUCCGGCUCGGUGACGGUAGAAGGCGAACCUCGUUAGUUGUGUAUCGUUAGCGCUUCAGAUUUGACUAGAUUGGACUGCCGUACUGCUGCUGUGCCAAACAUGGACCCGUGACAAGUUUGACUGGAUUUCCACAUCUACUUGCACUGCCUUUGACCCGCGCACCACUGAAUGUAAUGAGACGCCAUGAUCCGGUCAGAGGAGGAUAAUCGUGCACCCCCAGUAGACAGCAUGGACACCGAAAGGCACGCCGCUGAAAGGUGACCUCCAGACACUUCACCUCCCCAAAACAUUUGAAUAUGCCAGGACAUAACAAUGAGCUCCAACAGCACAGACCCUGGUCUCUUCUUGACUGCAAACAGCUCGCUACUGGCAGCCGGAGCCUAUCCACAAUCCAAUGCCCUCCACCAAGCAGGAAGUGGAGGAACCCCCUUUGGGGGUUUUGUGAAUACCCCGGAUGAUAAUUCCUCUUCCACCAGCAAACUCAUAAACUUCACAGCAGAACUGCAAAAUGGGAAUGUGACUGCAGCCCUCGACCCGUUGGGUGGACAUCCUUUGUGGCAGGUUGUCCUCAUCGUUUUGCUGACUGGCACGCUGUCACUGGUCACCAUCAUCGGCAACAUCCUGGUGGUUGUAUCCUUUAAGGUUAAUCGCCAGCUAAAGACAGUCAAUAACUACUUCCUGCUAAGCUUGGCUGUGGCUGACCUCAUCAUAGGGGUCAUCUCCAUGAACCUUUACACAGCUUAUCUUGUGAUGGGCUCCUGGGCCAUGGGCAACUGGGCCUGUGACAUGUGGCUGGCUAUAGACUAUGUGGCCAGCAAUGCAUCAGUUAUGAACCUACUGGUCAUCAGCUUUGACCGCUACUUUUCAAUCACUAGGCCUUUGACCUACCGGGCCAAGCGGACCACAAAGCGAGCUGGGAUCAUGAUCGGCCUAGCCUGGAUUGUUUCUCUUGUCCUGUGGGCUCCAGCCAUCCUACUAUGGCAGUAUUUUGUGGGGCAAAGGACAGUCCCAUCAACUGAGUGCUACAUUCAGUUCCUCACAGAGCCCAUCAUAACCUUCUGCACAGCCAUGGCUGCUUUCUACCUGCCUGUGACGAUAAUGAGUGUUCUCUACUGGCGCAUUUACAAGGAGACCCAAAACCGUUCAAAGGAGUUAGCUGGAUUGCAGGGUUCAGGGAGCCGUGGUGGGAUAGGAGGAAGAGCUGGGAAUGGUGGGGGCCAGAGAGCUCGUUUUGUCCAUCAGACGGGAAGUUCUAGAAGCUGCAGCAGCUAUGAGCUGACCAGAUUGUCCCGGAGACGAAGCACAUGUCGGGAGCUGGUGGGCCGCUUUCACUGUUGGCCUGGGGUUCGUUCCUGGAGACCUGGUAGUAUCCGGCAGGGGGAGGGUGAUCCAGACCAGAGCAGCAGCGAUAGCUGGAACAAUAACGAUGCUGCAGUCUCCUUGGACCACUCCGGAUCUUCGGAGGAUGAGGACUGUGGGGGCAAGGAGAUGAUUUCCCAGAGUCAUGCCAUUUUCUCCAUUGUUCUCAGCCUGCCUGGUAUUAAGGCUGCUGUCAACUCCCAGCUGACCUCAUGUGAGGAUCUGGAUGCAGCGUCAGAGGAGGAUCCCCUCAGGGGAGCGGAGUAUAGCCGAGACAGCCUUUCAACCGUCACCACCAACACCACUGAUGCCACUACCCCUGAUGGAGCAAACAACUCAGAAAACAGCUUCCAUCAACGAUUCUGCUCACGCAAGAUUCAAUCAAUGCCUACCAUCCAGGCAACUGAUAACCAAGUCUCGGAUGGUCCCCCAACAACUACUACCACUGCCACCGACAGCACUAUCACCAGCACCACCACCAAAUCCCCCUCUGUCCCAAUGUCCUUCAAAGAGGCAGCUCUGGCGAAACGUUUUGCAGCCCGAGCCCGGACUCAGAUCACUAAGAGGAAGCGCAUGUCUUUAGUGAAGGAGAAGAAAGCAGCUCAAACUCUCAGUGCCAUACUCUUUGCUUUCAUCAUCACAUGGACACCUUACAACAUUAUGGUGCUGAUCAAUGCCUUCUGUAAUAAUUGUGUCCCGGACACCCUGUGGGCAGUGGGGUACUGGCUGUGCUAUGUCAACAGCACGGUAAACCCCAUGUGCUACGCCCUGUGCAACAAGACUUUCCGUACAACCUUUAAGAUGAUACUGAUGUGCCGCUGGGACCAGAAAAAAAGGAGGAAGCAACAGUUCCAGCAGAGGCAUUCGGUGGUCUUCCACAGGAGGAUUCCCAAGGAAUCUACGUAAAGGACAGGGAGUUGGAUAACAGGGAAUCAAAAGAUGUAACAUAGGACAAGGAAAAAGAAGAAGCAUCCAUGUAGUUGUAUCUGUGGAGUUUCUUUGCUUCCUUAAUGUGUUCCUCCGCUGGUAUGUCAAGAAGAGAAAUCCUAUGUUGGUAUUGAGUAUGUGUUUGUUUCUGUGCAUCUGUUUAGCAAAGCUGUGUGUGUGUAAAGGGUUGUGUAAGGUGAGGUCCAGAGAUAAAAAAAGAAGAAAAACAAAAAAAAACUGUUCCCUGUGUCCUUGAAGAACUCUUUACCAUUUCACGCUUGUGCAGCUGACAGAAAAUGAACUGAAUGGAAAACAAUAGAAAAGGGCUUUAAAAUGCGUUGCAGGAGAAAUUUUGAAGUGCAAUUGACACAAGGGGAGAGGAUAUCUUUGUCAUGGGGUUGGGGAUUCACAUUUCUUAUCUUUUCUCUCUGUUGGUAAUUAGACCUGUCACGUGCAGAGUGGUUUUGCAUUUCAAACAUACCUAUGUAUCUGUAAUACAUCACUGAAAGUCAAGACAAAACUAUUUUGUGUUCACAGGCUUCUACAUUGUGCUGAUUCGACCUGCCGUCCUCUUGACUGGCAUGUGUUUUUGUCAGAACUUCUGUAUAUUGCCUUUCUACAUUGAUAUAGCUUUCCUGUGUCUGAUGGAAAUUCUUGAAUUGUGUCCUUACUUUCAGUAAACAAAGAUCUGUUAUUUUUGUGAUAUUCAUUUUUGGUUUUCUAGAUAUUCCUGAGAUUUUGAGCCAGUCUGAAAAUGAUUCUUCUGAUGAAUUGAGUUGUGAAUAUUUUGUGUGGCACCACAGUCAGUGAACUGCUGUUGUGUUCAAUGUGAUUGUUGUGGUUUUUAUGGUGGAGACAAUAAGUACAUUGGUUGUGUUUUAUGUACUUGCCGUUCUCUGUCAAGAGUAAUGAUUAUACAUUGAUAAUAUUCCAUUUGUGUACAUUUUAAUAUUUUGGACUUGAUACACAAUGAUUGAUUGCACACACAAAGAUGUCCAUUUAUAAAGAUGUGUGUUUUGAUAUUACACUAUCCUUUAGAUUUCUACAAAAUGAUGCAUCUGAGGAACUGUUUGUAAAAGGCCACCCAUCUUUCACAUAGUAGAGCAAUGGUACCCUCUAGUGGCUUGAGAAAGACUUGUUGUCCAGGCUGUAUUUCUGUCAGUCCAACUUCUACAGUGCAAGAUCAAAGUCCCAUUGUUCUAAUAUGAAGACAAAAAAAUGUGCAAUUAUUCAUACUUUAAGCCGGUUCUGUAAAUUGACUUAAAUGUAUUCAACUUUAUUUAGAUUUCAAAUCUAAAAGAAAAAAUGUAUUGGAUUGGUUUUUAAAAAAGAAUAGCCACAAUCAUUGAAGUUAAAAUAUUUUAACCUGAUUUUUUGUUGUUGUUGCUGAAUUUCUAAUGAUUUGUGGGGGAAGAUUUUCUCUCAGAUAAUAUAAUCGAUAAUUGUCUUGGUCCUCAGGUUCAAAGUGGACAAACACAACACCCAACGUCAGCAUAAAGAGGCCAACUAAGACAGGAAUUAAUUCUAAUUUUUAUUUGUAUUGCACAUUAUGUGAUUAUUAUCUUAUGUAGAUGGUUUUUACAGUGUUGCCACACCCAGAUCUUGAAUUAUUGUGAAAAGGCAAAGGAUAAACUGUAUUAUGACAACUGGCAUACUAGAGAAUGAGUACAUCGGGUUAUGUUGGAUGCAGUGUAUAAUUAUGUACUGUAUACAAAAGAGAUGUUAAAAUAUAACCCAUGCUUGUCAUCAGUGGGUAUUUGGUUUGCUUUUUAACAAAAUGUGCACCAGUGUCUUCAUCGAAACAUGAGAUUUUUGUACUUAAAUAUUGGGAAUGUAAACUACCAAAAUGGUGAACACAAACAUUUUGUUACAUUUCAAGUAUGCCAAUCAUACUCGUAUUUUAAGUCAAUAAACAAAAA